Molecule: messenger RNA, 2612 nt
Organism: Scylla paramamosain (green mud crab)
Lineage: Eukaryota; Metazoa; Arthropoda; Malacostraca; Decapoda; Portunidae
Product: DNA-dependent metalloprotease dvc-1-like
Exons: 8
Coding region: 506-2041 (511 amino acids)
Biological process (GO): DNA repair
Cellular component (GO): nucleus
Molecular function (GO): polyubiquitin modification-dependent protein binding; metalloendopeptidase activity; single-stranded DNA binding
Source: RefSeq, a predicted model, not a curated record
AUCACUACCCAGCAGUUACAAACGGCAGACUGUUGAUGCUCACCACUGUGCUCUUAAUAUAUAGCUUAUCCUUGUGUGACGCGACGUGAUGUGACGGUGAAGUGAAUGGUGGCCACAAGAAGAAGAAGAAGAAGACUUGUUUAUAUGUGACGUCACCAAAGCACGAGGUGUGGAGGUGCAGUUGUACGUGCCUCUUUUUACUCCUAUGUGUCUGUGCACCUGUGUCUGUAUCCCUCACGUGCAAUUACUUUUUAGAGCACCAGUACGUCACAGCCCCUCACCAUUACCAAGGGUGCCAGGCCGCCACACACCAGCCGCUGUGUUGUGAAGAUGACGGGCAGACACAUCAGAAAUGAUUGACAACUGGAGAGUACACAACAUAAAAAAGAAAAAAGAUAAUACAGAAAAAGCACUUGCAUCAUGUCAGCAACCAGUGCCAGGUGACCGCUGAUGGGUGUUGCCAAGGCAGGCCGGAUGGUGAGGAGUGCUGGCAGGAACAGCCACCAUGGAGUACAGGAAGGUCCAUGAAAUGUUCUGCAGCUUUAACCAAAAGUACUUCUGGGGAAAAUUAAGCCAAGUGAAACUCAACUGGAGUAAGAAUAUGACUCUAGUCACAACUGGCCAUGAACAUUGUUACCAAGUUGGCAGAACUCUCCUUCCAAACAAUAACAUCUCCCUUCUCAGCAUCAUCCUAGUAGGCACUCGACGCUUCUCAGUAAGGUGUGCUGGAAAGACCUACUGCAGGGAGAGGCGAGGGGUUUUUUCAUGCUCCAUCUACCUUAGUGAGGCACUCUUGUCCCAGCGGCCUGCCGAUGACACUGUCAACACCUUACUUCAUGAAAUGAUCCAUGCAUACUUGUUUUUGACGGAGGGCCGCAACCACAAGAUGGGCCAUGGGCCACAGUUCAGGGAGCACAUGACUCGCAUCAACAAACUCCAUGGCUCAAAGAUCACUGUAUUCCACAACUUCCACAAGGAGGUAGACAAGUUCCGGGUCCACGUGUACCGUUGUGACGGCCCGUGCACUAAGAAGCGGCCUUACUUUGGUGUCCUGCGCCGUGCCAUCACCCGCCCCCCUGGCCCCAUGGACAAGUGGUGGGCCAAGCAUAGCCAGGAGUGUGGGGGAACAUUUCACAAGGUAGAAGGUCCUGAUAUUUCUCCCAGCACUUCACAGAACACACCCAAGCCAGCAAGAGCAAGCCCAGCAUUCUCACUAGGUACACCAUCCCCCAAGUAUACACCUUCCCCAAGAACAAUUACCUCACCUGGGGCACGGUCCAGUGGAGUCACAUCAAGGGGCACCACAAGUGACACCACUAAAUUUAUAUCAAGUGGUGUGAGGAAAAGAAUUGCCUUUGGCCAGGAGAAAAACACAGAUGGCUCAACCUUUGGUGAGGACCACGUGGUACAAAAAAUAAAGGAGCGUCAUGCACACACCAGUCGCUCCAUUCUGCUAUCCAAGGAGGAGACAAAGAUGAUGUGGCGGGGACCCAGCCCUGAGCAGGGAACAUUGGUGGAGGGCCGAGUGAACUACAAUUACAGGAUUAAGUCUGGCUUUAAAUUUAACAUUCAUAAAUACUUGGAGAGAUACAGAGCUGUAAAAAAUGCAGAGGCAAGAUUAUCUCAGAAGAUUAAAGUAUCUCAGGGUCCUCAUGCCUCCUCUAAUGCCCAUAAAUUCACAAGGCUUCAAUCUCCAGAGACUCAUACACCAAGAAGAACAGAAGCUACCAAGAUGUCUGAAGUAUCCUUUGAUGAUAAAACAUGCACUACAAGCCCUAAGACUGUACCUCCUGUUGUGACAUGUUGGAAUUGUGGGGUAAAUGUCAUGGUGCCUAAGGAUGUGCAGCACUCACAGAGAUCAGAUACCAAAGACAUUGUUUGUGACACCUCUAAAAUUACUCCACAAGGAAGUAAAAAGAACUUGCAGGAUAAUGUCUCUCCAAAAUUGGUUCCAUGUCCUUCCUGUGGAGGUGAGAUUCCAGAAAAUGAACUUAAUAGUCACCUGGAUGAAUGCCUGUUGCCAUUCACUGAUGAGUUUUAGCUCAGAUUGUUCAUAAUAUAUAUAGUCUUGAAUGCAAUUACUACUUUUACUGAGGAUGUGUUGGUGUUCAUUCAGUGAGGUUCACACAGCAGUGGCAUAGGAAGGAGUAGUGGUCAAGUGGUCAUCUCAUGGAAGUAGAGAACUCAGGCCUUUAAGAAUAUGAGUCCCUCUAGAAUGUGACCUUUUUUUCUGCAGCUGUCAAAUAGCUAAAGAUUACCCAAGUGUUGGCCAUCAGUCCCCUCUUUGACAGUGUACACUGGGGAGUACCAAGGAAGUGGCAUGAGCCUUUACAGUUGUCACUGUGCAUGGUGUGUCAGUAUCAGGGAUGACUGGAUGGAAUAGAUUAAGGUAUAGUUUUAAGACCUGACAUACAGAUUAUUCUAAAUAAAAAUGUCUUUAUUCUAUAAUAAUAACAUGAUAUGCUGGUUCAAGUUUGCAAACUUCUGCUUUUCUCAUGCCAGUUUUUAUUGUUAAUCUGUGAUAUAAUCUAAGGGUGUCAGGUUUGAACUCAAGUUGUGGAAGAAACACUUGCCAUUUAAUAAAUUACAAGUUGGGCUUCCAUUAUUUGAGA